Molecule: messenger RNA, 1394 nt
Organism: Microdochium trichocladiopsis
Lineage: Eukaryota; Fungi; Ascomycota; Sordariomycetes; Xylariales; Microdochiaceae
Exons: 2
Coding region: 50-1105 (351 amino acids)
Source: RefSeq, a predicted model, not a curated record
CCCGCUUGUCAUCAGCUCUAUCAAAUUUGCGGUCAACAUCCUGCUCGACAUGCUGCUCAUCUCGACCUUCCAUGUCCCAUCCGUGACACCAAGUGUCAAUCUUCAGGCUGGAAUCCAGCUGGCGUGCAAUCUGUCCUCUGCAUUCUCUGGACUAGGAUACUUCCUGUUGUUCCAUACAAAACCGGCGAUGAGGAGACUCAGCACAGAGCAUGACCUCUCGGAUAUGAAUGUUGCUGGGCCACUUCCAAGCACCAACCCAAGUGACAGAAACAGCAAUAGGAGCGUGGUACCCACCUGGACUGCGCUCCUCGUCCUCGCUCGCGCUGGUAUAUUGACGUUCCUCGAGUCACUGAUCCGCAACGUCCUGUACCUCUGGCUGGUCACUACUAUCGUGGCUCUGGGCAGCACAUAUGCCACGGCGUGGGGCAUCUUCAACACCAUCCGCUGGGGUCUCGUCAUGGUCCCCGUGCAGGCUCUCGAGGCGACGUCGCUCACCUUCAUCGGCCACCGCUGGGGCAACUGGCGACAAAGCAUUAGCAGCAACAUGUCCACAUCAUCCGCCUCCACAAGGACAUCAGCCAGACCCGCAGACAUCUUCCGCAUCACCAAGCCCGCUCUCAUCUCCGUGGGCUGCGCACUCACAGUCGAGGUGCCCCUGUGCAUCUUCCUCUCCAUCUUCGGCGCCCGCCCUUUUGCCAUGUAUCUCAGCGGCGGCGCGGCGCCCGUCGCCGACGUCACGGCGCAGAUGUGGCGCACGAUUGACUGGUGCUACAUCUUCUACGCGGUGUCGACGCAGCUCGCGACGGUCCUGCUCGCGACGAGACCCAAGUGGUAUCUCUGGCAGAGCCUGGCGAGCAACCUACUGUACGUGCUGCCGUGGGCGAUCGCGUGCCAGGUAGUGGAUCUCGUCGAGGCCGAUGCGUGGAAGUAUCACUCCCUGGUGUUUGGGGGCAGUCUGGUGUUCAGCUUUGUGGAUAUCCUGGUGGUGGAUGGUCUGUGGGCUUGGACUCUGUGGAAGGGGCGGGCCAGGUUGGAGAAAUUUCACCAGUCUCUGCGUAGCGUGGCGGAGGUUUGGGGUGGUCACAGGUCCAUUUGCCUUCCCUGAGCGCUGGGGUGAUGAUGGCUUCUUUUAAAGAGCUAUUUCGAAAAUAGAACUGACAUAAGAAGGCAGAAGUGUGGCCUCGAUCCUGAAAGACCACCAACUUCGCGGCAGAGCCUCGUGAUCUUAGCAGCGAUACGGAAGAAAGAGCUCUGGUAUAUCCCAGCAUAGAAGCGCGAACCUUUAACCGCUACCCUGCUCCGCUGAUUUCGUAUUGCCAACCAUGUAGGGGACAGCCGGCAGUACUGUACAGUAUCUGUCUAUGAAGUUGAAACUUUCUUGGAGAAUGUUGGUU